Cyclospora cayetanensis is the source of this 1638-nucleotide messenger RNA. RefSeq lists its product as uncharacterized. The record is from RefSeq and is a predicted model, not a curated record. The transcript has 7 exons. NCBI's taxonomy places the organism in Eukaryota, Apicomplexa, Conoidasida, Eucoccidiorida, Eimeriidae.
AUGGAGCACAGACGCAGUCAGCAUCAACAACAACGCUGGCCGAGGCACUCCCUGCAGCAGGCGGGGGAGCAGCAACACCCACGUCAGGACCUGAAACGGUAGCAGCAGGAGGACAAACUGCAAGGGCACCACCGGCCGUUGCGGAAUGUGCAAAGGGCCGCUGCCGAAGCGGGGAAAAGCGUGGCAUCAGUAGGCCAGCCUCCAAUUCCUGGCAGUGGGCAGGGGCCUUGCCAUCGUGUUGAUUCAGUGGUCCUGGGUGGCUUGCAGGGGAGCAGUAUUGCUGGUAGUAUGCAGUACACCGGCAACAACUGCUCUGCUAGCGAAAGCGCCUUCUCCAGCAGUAAGGCACCGCCAAUAAUGAAAUCUGGUGUGCAGCAACAACCGCCUGCUACGAGCAGCUGCCCCUCCAGCUGUUUGGAGCUUCAGGCCAACAGCAACCCUUCCGGCGAUGAACAGCAGCGAGGCGCGAUGCAGCAGCAGCAGAUGCUCAUUGAUGCCCUUCGCACACGACUUGCGUCGCUGGGGGUCCCCACAAAUCUGGACGUCCUCAUGGAGAGUUCUCAGAGGCCCCGUGCGCUGCCCCAGUCCUCCAAAGAGACCUUGGGCUGUGGCGAUAGGUGCGCAGAGCAACAACAGAUACCACAUGUGCCGCUGCAGCGCACACUAAAGCAGCAAAUAUCGUCGAAGACGCAGUACUUUGAUCUGGCCAGCAGAAGCAGCAGUGAUAGCAGCAGCCGCAGCAGCAGCUGUAGCAGGAAGAAAUUGGGUGGCAUUGCUGAAUUCAACGGUGGAGAGCUAUUCACCGUUAGUAGUAACCGCAGAGGCAGCAAUGGUUGGAGGAGUAUUCACCAACAGCAGCUGGGGUCCUACACUACCAGCGGAAGGACAGAGCUUGUCUCUGCUGUAGCUGGAGAAGCAGAAGUACCAGAGGACGUAACAGCGCAAGACUCUGCAGCAACUGCUUCUGCAACGACCUGCGCCCCUACGGUCUGUGCCCUUGCUGGAUGGCUUGCUGCCCGAACGCCCAGAGCGUUGCCUCCCCAAGCCUUCAGGGUUGCGGCAACAACACCACCGACGUUUGCUACUACCUCACUUGCUCACGAAAGAGGCUUGCACAACAUACCUCGCCUGAAAUCCUGUUCUCAUGAAGGUCAUACCUCGACCGCCGAAGGAGCCGUUGCUUUCGUCCCUCCAGCCCGUUCCAAACACUUCUUCGGUGCGCAAUCAAUACAUAGAGCCGAUGCGGCAAGUGCACCAGCAGGUACAUCAGCGACGGCAAAAGCUGCAACAGUUAUCUUUGCUUCCACACGCCUUGCUACGACGAAGCCCCAGGCAGCUUCCUUUGCCAAUUUCAGAGCAGCAGCAGCACCACUAGCUAGGAGAUCUCUGUGCGAACUGCUUCACUACCGCGGUGGGCGCGGAGAAAGCCCCGAAGCAGUACUACGGUACAUGCGAGAGCUUGGUCUUGAGGCUUUCCAUGAAUAUUUCGCUAAAGCGGAUAGCGGUGUAGCAGCAACGAUACCUUUUCGCGCUGGCGAUUCUUCUGGCUGUGAUAGCAUUGAGAGGUCAUGCGACCUGACGUUCGUUCGUAGUUCUGCCAUUAAAAGUCGAGGUGUGGCGUGCGACCAAAUGAAAUAG